AUGACCGCGUUAGGCGAUGAUCCCACUACCCAAACGUCUGGCGCGAAUCCGAUUUGGAAGCACCGCAGCACCGAGGUCUCAGGCGAUUAUGACCGCAGGUUGCGCGACGUCGCGAUUCCAACGGAUCCACAGUGUCUUACUACGCAAUGGGACCCGGGAACGGCUAAAGGUGCUCUCGGACGCCUGCUGAGCAAUCGCUUAUUUAGAACGUGGAGGCGACAAAAUAAGACAGGAAAGGAAAACUGA
Necator americanus (New World hookworm) is the source of this 246-nucleotide messenger RNA. RefSeq lists its product as uncharacterized. The record is from RefSeq and is a predicted model, not a curated record. The transcript has 4 exons. NCBI's taxonomy places the organism in Eukaryota, Metazoa, Nematoda, Chromadorea, Rhabditida, Ancylostomatidae. Bases 1 to 246 code for a protein of 81 amino acids.